Molecule: messenger RNA, 2409 nt
Organism: Arvicanthis niloticus (Nile rat)
Lineage: Eukaryota; Metazoa; Chordata; Mammalia; Rodentia; Muridae
Source: RefSeq, a predicted model, not a curated record
AUGGGUCGUCGCCGCCACGGGGGGCGUGCGAUCGGCCCGAGGUUAUCUAGAGUCACCAAAGCCGCCGGCGCCCGCCCCCCGGCCGGAGCCGGGAGGGAGCUCACCGGGAUCAACCAGGUAGGGAAGCGCGAGCGGGAAAGCCCCGGGAGACGGAGGACACGGAGAAGAGCGAGAGCGAGAGCGAGAGCGAGAAGGCCGGCCGGGCCGGGGAGGAGGAGGGGUGGGAAGCGAGCACAGGGGGCGGAACCACGGGCGCUCGACAACGGGACAGCGGCAGCCGACACGAACGAGCGGCGGGCGGGAACGGGAACUCAAGCGGCCGGACACACCCCCCCACGCGGGGGGGGGUCCGGCACCCGUCCGCACGCACGUCGGCGACAAACCGCGCGCCGGCGAGCGACCGAGCCACAGCGGGAGCGCACACGCACGCGCUUUUUCCGCACGCCCUCGGAACGCAACACCCCCCCACAACUCCGACAACCACGACAACGGACAACUUUUUUCCUCUUUCCGUGCCUCCCCCACGCCGUGGCAUCGGGAGAGCCGGGAAGGUCGGCCGCACCGGGCGCAGAGCCGGGCGGGGCAAAUCGGGCACGGUGGUGGUGGCGGCGGGAGAGAAGCGACCGGCGAACGCUCGCCCGCGGGAAACGACGAUUCCCCGAACCAUCACCACCGGAGGGGACGAACCGCGGGGACGGGCGGGGCGGGGGACGGCGGGGGCCGGACCGGGAAAGGCCACCCGUCAAGAACCCGACAACACCCGCGUCGACCCGCCGCGAGACGGACACCCUCCCGACAAACGCGGCACGCCAGGGCCUUACUCGUCGCGGCACGGAGACGCACCGGCGGGGUGCGGCGGGCGCUCACGGACGGGAGCGGGGACCGCAGCGGGCCCCCCCAGCACACGGCAGCGAGGCGCAACGCCGGGGGACGCGGGAGACUCCCCGACCCUCCGGGCGGGGUCGGGAGACCACGAGCAAGCGGGAGAGACCACACCGAAAGGGGGACGGCGGGGUGACCGGAUGGUGGCCGGCAGCCCGGCGAGAAGCGGAGGAGGAGGGACCCGCCGUGAAACCGGGCGGCGUCGUUGCGCGAGGGAUGGAGGAGGGAGGGAGGGAGGGCAGGGUCGACGAGCGAGCCCCGGCCCCCGACACACACAGCCUCCAAGACCACAACACAAGAACGCCGCCGCAGCCGCGGGACCGGGACGCCCUCCAAACCGCAUCUCCUCCCACCCGCCGGGCGGUUCUUCCCCCCCCACCCAACACCUUGACCCCGGGUGACCGCCCAGACCCUACGUGCCCGGCCGCCCCCCAUUCGGGGGGUCCGACAGCACGGCCGCGGGUCGGCCAGACGAGGAAAGGAGGAGGGAGAGAGAAAAAACCGGCGACGGGCGGGGAGGGGGGAACGACACGGACGAACGAGGGCCGGCGACGACGACAGGAGCGCCCGCGACCCAGCCUCCCCCCGGAAAGCGCCUCACAAGGUGACCCAGAGACCGCCAGCCCGGGCGGCGACGGGGCACGCGGGGUUGAACCGGCGGGAAUCACACUGCACACUCCCCGAGCAGUCCCGCCACCACGCCCACGGCACCGAGCCGACCCAAGACCGACGGGCCCCCGGGAGCCCCGGGAGACACCAACACGAGAGAGACCGAGACGGACACACCGACGCCGACCGCCAGAGACCCUCGAGCGGCAGCGGAUCCCGACGUCCGACGACGCGCCGGACGCGGCCAACCACCGUUCCCCCAAAAACGUCCGCCCCCGAGGGUGCGAUCAAGUCCCGCAAGACACGGGCCCUCCCGGACACCGAGGAGGGGGAGGAGAUCCCGCGAUUUCCCCCGGUCGUGGGAACACUGCCGCGGAAGGGGGAGCGAGGCGACCACCGCACGGCCCGAGAGCACACACGACACGCACCACACGCGCGGUGUACGCCCGGUCGCGGGAGGGGCACAAGACAGCCGACCGAGGCGGGAAGACAACUCGCAGCGAAACGGAGCACGGGAGGCAACGCCGGGGAACGGGAAGCGCCACCACCAGCUCAGAAGCGGGCACCUUGGCAAUCAAAGCCGGGAACGCUCCAGGAGCACCAGAGGCUCGCGAAAAGCCGGGCGCACACAUACCCGACGGGAAAGGGCAUGCGGCGCAAACGGACCAGCCACCCUCCCCGGUUCGGGGAAAGGGAGAGGGCCAAGAUGGAACACAACACCGCGUGAACCGCAGGGACAGCAGAGCCCCUGACGCGCCCACGAAGACCCCGCGAACCACGACGAGAAGUGCGCGCGGGUCGGCGUUCGGGCCGGACAGCCGCACCCCUGCCUACCACACACCACCGGCACAGAUGGGGAGGAGAGACGAGGGGCCCGCUGGCAGAACGAGAAGCGCGGUCGCCAUUCGCAUGGAAUGA